GAAGUCCAAACAACAUCUGCAGCAUCCGGCCGUUUUCCAUGAGCAGGUGAGCCGCUUUUCGGCUUCAAAACCGGUUUAGUUGCCCACAGAAAGCUGGAGGUCGCUGGAUCUCACCCUGCCGGCCUUACGGAGCUGCUGCUGCUGAGAUCUGAGCUCGUUUCCCCGCCAGAAUGAGCAGCUUGAAGGGGUUCCAGUCCCAGCUGUCGUCCAUCAUGGAGGCGCUGACCCGAGCCGCGGUGGCGGAGAUCUGCGGGCUGGUGGACGACGGCUACGCCGUCCUGCAGCUGGAGAUCUCCCGCAGCCGCAAGGAGAACGAGGCGCUGCGGACGAAGCUGGAGCUCAUCGAGUCCAUCAUCGCUCGGGGCAGCCGCCGGACGGACGGCGGCCCGGAGGACGCGGCAGCCGAGUUGGAAGCUGAAGCGUCUCUACAGCAGGUAAAACCCUCCAACUUCAGAGGACAUGGAUCCGUUCCUGCAGAGGAUUCUGCUACAGCCGCUGCGGAGGAGCCGAUCCAAAUGGAUCAGGACAUUGUUGUGAUCAAAGAGGACACAGAGGAGGAGAAGGACGACCCGCUGCUCCUGCAGGAGGACGGUACGGAGGCGGAACCGGGUCUCCCUGUGGGGCAGGAGGGCCCAUCCGGGAUGAAGAUCUCUGACGUGCGGUGUUGGGACCAGAGCAGCUCCUGCAGCGGGCAGCCGUCCCCGGGCCCGUCCGGCGCCGCCGAGGGCAGCUCUGCUGACUUUGACCUGGCCUCUGAAUCGGACAGCGGCGCUCUGUCUGCAGCGGACAUCAGGACCGGCUUCCUGCUGGGGUCUGGAGACGGACCGGCAGCUCUGCCCGGACUGUUGGACCUGAAGCGGGGCUCGGCUCUGGUCGGGUCCGUCCCCUGCGAUGUGGAUCUGGAUCCCGGCUCCUCCUGGAGCAGCCAGUCUGUGCCCAGCAUGGUGCCGGUGCCGCACCGCUCCAUGCUGCUGGCGCUUGGCGGCUCCAGACUCGACCCGCUGGAGCUCAGCCGGUUCUGCAGGGACCAGCGAUUUGCCUGUAACUACUGUGGAAAAUGCUUCACAUCGUCGCGCAGCCUGGAGACGCACGUCCGCGUGCACACGGGCGAGAGGCCGUACAGCUGCGCGCAGUGCGGGAAGCGCUUCACGCAGUCGGGCCACCUGAAGACGCACCAGAGCGUCCACACGGGGGAGCGACCCUUCUCCUGCGAGCACUGCGGGAAACGCUUCGCGGCCAAGCAGAACCUGCGGAUCCACCAGCAGAAACAUCACAUGGUGCCGCUUAGCUCCGCGAUGUCGGUUCUAAGCAGCAAAGCGCUCCAGGAGCAGCUCUCCGUCGUCCUGGGAGCGCUUACCAAGGCGGCGCUGGCGGAGAUCUGCGAGCUGGUGGAGGACGGCUACUCGGUGCUGCAGCUGGAGAUCAGCCGGAGCCACAAGGAGAACCAGGACCUGCGGAAGAAGCUGCACCUCAUCGAGUCCAUCGUGGUCCCGGGCGGCGGCAGCGGCGCCGGGGAGAGCCAGGCGCCGGCCCCGGAGGAGAAAACCGAGGCGACAGAGGCUGCUGUCCCACCGGAAACACCGCACAGACAGCGGGACAGAGAGCUGGAGGACGCCGCCGGUGGAUCCGGGGGAGACGGAGGAUCCGCCGGGGUGGAGCCGGAGGAGGUUCCGGAUGUGGUUCUGAUUAAAGACGAAGACUCGGACGGGUUCGACAGCAUCGACGACGGAGAACGGAGGCGCCAUGAUGGCGGAGCGGCAGCCGCCAGCGAAGCCGCCCCCUCGGCUCGGUCCGUCCGCAGGCGCCGCCGCCGCAGUCGGCCAUACGAAGACGGCGACCCGUCGGCGCUGAAGUCAUCCAAACUGUCGGGCGGGUCACAGCAGAACGUCCCGGUCUACAGCCUGGACUCGCCCCGCAGCGAGCCGGGCGGCUCGGCGCCGGAGGACGUCCAGGUGAAGACGGACGCCUCGGCCUGCUCCUACCCGGACGUCCAGCUGGUCCAGGACUGCUCCCUGGCGCCGCCGGGCCCCAGCAGGCAGCUGUUCUUCAGCAGCGCCGCCCUGAUGGAGGCCCAGUCUCCCUCCAACCGGGCCGACUUGGACCUGAACCUGGACCCGUCCUGGUCCAAACAGCCCAAAGGCUCCAUGGCGUUCGCCCAGUUCUGCCCCAACGAGAACCUGGAGGGCGACGUGUUCAGCCUGAAGCUGGUCGGUAUCGCCGGCUCCGCGGACGACCACAGCGCCGCAGCCUUCGAGUUUGAAAACGGCGGCGGCGGCAUGCUGAACUUCGGACUGUACGGAUCCUCGCCGGGCCAGCAGCUCUCCGCCGCGGAUCCGGACGAGGACGCCCACAGGAAGCGCUUCGUCUGCUCCAUCUGCAACAAGACCUACGCCACGGCGCAGAACCUGGAGGUCCACACCCGCAUCCACACGGGCGAGCGGCCGUUCGCCUGCGACCAGUGCGGCAAGAAGUUCACGCAGUCGGCCCACCUGAGGUCGCACCUGAACGUUCACACGGGGGAGAGACUGUACGGCUGCUCGCUCUGCUCCCGCAGCUUCAUCGUCAAGUACAGCCUCAAGCUGCACAUGAAGAAGUGCCACCCCAACAGCUGGCUAGCUCUCAGCGGUUCCGGUCGGACCAGCAGGAAAAUGUCUCCAUCCGCCACGUUUCACUCCCAGCUCGCCUCCAUCAUGGAGGUUCUGGCCAACACGGCGGUGGCGGAGAUCUGCGAGCUGGUGGACAACGGCUACGCGGUGCUGCAGCUGGAGAUCAGCAGGAGCCGCAAAGAGAACGAGGUUCUGCGGAGGAAACUGCGGCUGCUGGAGCUGCGGGCGGCGCGGUCUGCCGCGCUCAGAGCCGCCGCGAGCGGAAGCGGCGCCGCGCUGCUGUACGCCGCUAGCGGCCGCCCGCGCGCCAACCAGCGCGUUCACGAGCCGAGGAGGAGCGUGACACUGACAGAAGUUGCAGCAGAGCUGUCCUUGUCGUCCAAUCAGCAGACUUCUCAGUGCAGAAAGACCCACCCACCACCAGAACCAGAACCAGAAGCUGCAGGACAGAUGGCGGCUGCCGCCGAGACCACAGUGGUGAUCAAGGUGGAGGAUGAGGAGGAAGAGUCCUGGUCCCAGUCCGACCCUCAUGGUCGGUUCUGUGUUGGUUCUGAGGAUCAGCACGAGGCAGAAGCUUUGUCCUCGCUGGUCAAACAGGAAGAGAGCGGUGCAGACGGCGGCGUCUCUUGGACCAGCGCGGAGGUGAGCUCCACCUCCACCCAGCAGACCAAUCAGAGGCCAGAAGCCAGUGGCUACGACUCCAUGAUGCUGCAGCAAGCCUCCCACGCUGCAGCAGCAGAACCCGGCGGCUCCUCCGGGUUUGUUCCCAGCAGAAACGCUUCAGCUGAUUCAGGAAGCGGCUUCAGCCACAGAGAGGCGAGUCUGUCUGCAGCGGGGCAGCGGCAGCAGCAGGGGGCGCCACAGAGGGACGGCUGGCGGCAGCAGAGCCACGCCGCCCCCGGAGGGAAAAAGUUUGCCUGCAGCUUCUGCGGGAAAAGCCUGGCCUGCCUGAAGAACCUGAAGACCCACAUGCGGGUUCACACGGGCGAGAAGCCGUACGUCUGCGCGCUCUGCGGGAAACGCUUCUCCGACUCCAGCAACCUGAAGCGCCACCAGAGCGUCCACACGGGGGAGAAACGCUACGGCUGCGUCCACUGCGGGAAGCGCUUCGCCCAGUCCGGCUCGCUGAAGGUCCACAUGGCCGUCCACACGGACUGCGGCCAGUUCCGCUGCUCCGUCUGCGGGAAGGCCUUCACCUCCGCCGGCCACCUGAGGAGGCAUGUCGCCAUGCACGCCGGGGACAAAUGCUUCCCUGCUGCGUUACCGUGACGACCGACAGCAGACGCUGCGUCCUUCAGCAGGAGUUUCAGACCAGUCGUCGGCCGCGCUUCCUGCAGCAGGUCUGACGCUUCCUGCUGGUCGGAUCAGAGCGACAGGAAGUCCUGAAACCGUCCGGAUCAUCAGGCUCCUCCCACAAACUGUGCAAACUGUGUUUCUGUGCAAAUUCUGACAUUUUUGUGUACAUUUUUAAAAUUCUGCCAUAUUUUGGCAGAAACAGUUUAAGAGGAUAAAGCUACUGCUGUUGAGUUUUUCUUUUUUCCUGGUUAGCGUUUACAUCACAGCCCUGUGUUCGGGUUUUAUUGUCCCACUUAAAGGAGGAGUUUUUUUCCGGUGGUCUGGCGGGGGGUCGCGCUUUUAAUAGAUGGUUUUUGUGUCUGUGUGUGUGGUUUUGGGAAUUGACGGUCUGACGGGACAUCGCCCCGUUGCCCCGUCAGACCGUGCUGUUUUCUAAAACUAUCUCAGACAGACGCCCCCUGGUGGUGAGUGAGGAGAGGGAAUAAUCAGCAUUGUUUGACUUGUGACUUACAAAAUUGGCAAGCUGGAAGUCUGUGAUGUUGUUGAGCUUCACAGCAAAUACUGUGAUGUAAUAGUUAAAAAACAUAAUGUGGAGCAGAGAAAAGUGAUUGGAUUGAAACGUCGGACCCAGACAGAAUAUGAAGGUAUCUAUGCAGCACCAGGAGAAACUAAGUUAAACUUUUCUGCGCUCCUAGAGAUGUCAAGUACACAACAGGUAUUUAAGGGCUGAAAGUGGUUUAGGAAUCAUGAGUUCCUUUAACUGGUCCAAAGGAAACCUGAACGACCUCCAGAGAACCUGGAGAACCGCAGACGGAGAAAAUAUUUUGGUUUCAGACAGGAUGAGUUUUAAAUCCACUGUGACGCUUCAGCAUCUUCCUCCUCUGAGCGGCGGGUCUUCAUCCGACCCGGUUCGGUUCUGAGGAGAACCAGCUGGUUACACAUGAUGGAGAAAUGUUUCCGGAAAAAUCUGCACAGUUUUCUUUAGAGUUAAAAACUUCCUGUUUUCUGGUUUAUUGUGAACAAAACAAAUGUUCUGUUUUUGUUUAGAAAGUUUUUACGUCUCGACGGUUCUAAUAAAAUGACUCGAUUGUU
Molecule: messenger RNA, 4994 nt
Organism: Xiphophorus hellerii (green swordtail)
Lineage: Eukaryota; Metazoa; Chordata; Actinopteri; Cyprinodontiformes; Poeciliidae
Exons: 11
Coding region: 171-3875 (1234 amino acids)
Biological process (GO): regulation of gene expression
Cellular component (GO): nucleus
Source: RefSeq, a predicted model, not a curated record